UGAGUGCGCGAGUCACACGCACUGCUCCCGUGGCCGUCUUCGCCUGUAGCGUCGUCCCGAACUUCACAUCCAGCGACGUCGCCGCCAGGUCCACGCGACCACCGUCACCAGCAACAUCGUCGUCGUCGUCGUCGAUUCCCCGAAGAAAGCAUCAACAUCGUUAUCAAAUCCCACCGAACACCAUCAAGUCAGAGGCUGCAUCAUCAUCAGUUCCACGUGAACUCCAUCAUCACAUCGCCACCACCUCCACCAUCAUUAUUGGAGACCCCGUGGGCCGUGGAGAGGAGUGGGCGAGUCGGGGAUCAUGGACGUGCCAGUGGCCCGCGUCUCCCUCCCCGUCCUCGUGCUCCUCCUCUCCCUCCUGUCUGGCCGCUGCGUGUGCGUGACUGUGACGUCGGCGACGCCGCGUGUGGAGCGCGCGCUGGGCCAGGUGGCGACGCUCGACUGCAGCUUCACGGUGGACGCGGGCGACACGGGCGUCCUCGACGUGGAGUGGACCAUCGACAACCCCGACACCAACCAGAGGGACAGCAUGGUGAUAUCCAGCCAGGGGGGCGAGGUGUUCACCCAGAUGGCGUCGCUGCGCGGGCGCGUGUCGUUUGCGGGCAACGUGGCGCAGGGCAACGCGACGGUGCUCAUCGCGUCGCUGCAAGCGGGCGACAGCGCCACCUACGAGUGCAAAGUGAAGAAGGCGCCGGGCAUCGACCGGCAGCGCAUCCAGCUCAGUGUGCUCGCGCGGCCCACGGCACCGAUGUGCACAACGGCGGGGGUCUCGGAGCUGGGGAAGGAUGUGACUCUGUCCUGCGCCUCCUCCGCGGGUUCCUCGCCGCUCCUCUACGUGUGGGAGCGCCUCGGCGGGACCCUGCCAGCCAAGGCCACGGCGGAUGCCGUCCUGGGGACGCUGAUGCUGCGGAACCUGACGCAGGACGACAGCGGCACGUACCGCUGCACCGCACAGAACCGCGUCGGCUCCGAGACGUGCGUCAUGGCUGUGGCCAUCACUAACAGAACUCUCAGCGCCGGUGCCAUCGCUGGCAUCGUGCUUGGGGCGCUGGCGCUGCUGGCGCUGCUGCUGCUGCUCCUGCUCUGCUGCUGCUGCUGCUGCCGGCGGAGACGCAAGCGGCGCGAGGAGGAAGAGAUCAUGAACGAAAUUCAUGAGGACGUGGCGGCUCCGCGCUCCGCGUCCGGCAGCGUGCGCUCCUCCAUGGUGUCGGCGAUGCCACCCGACCGCUACACCGUCUACUCGUGCCACCCGCCGCGCUACAACCCGCUCUCCGCCGGCUCGAUCCGCUCCGCCCUGGGCCUGCGUCCCUCCAGCCGCACCUCCAACCGCUCCUCCGUCGCCGCCACCAAGUCCGCGCUCCACGCGGCCCGCGGCUCCGCCCAGAGCUCCGUGCGCUCCUCCUCCACCACCGGCGCCGCCACCCCCAUCGCCGUCGCCACCACCUCCAAGCGAGGAGGAGGCCCCACCGUCUCGUUUGGGCCGGGCCCGGGCCACGCCGUCGCCGCGGGCGACGUCCGCCUCUCCACCAUCCCCGAGUCGACGGGGAGCAACGGCAGAGCGGGGGGCGGGGGGGGCGGCGGGGGCGCGGGGGGCUCCGUGCUGGGGUACCCCGGGUACCCCGGGUACUCCGGGGCCCAGCAGGGCACGGCGGGAAGAGGGGGCGGGGGGAUCGUCCUACGUCCGGGGGUUUCGCCGGAGCCCUCGCGCGGGGGGUCCGGGGAGCCCCCUAAUGGGUACGCGGCACCUGCCCGCAACGGCGCGGGGAGCAGUCGGGACUUUACCCUCGUGUGACGGGGGUCGGGAGGUGUCGGAGAGGUUUGUGCCUGCGUGUGAUUCUUAGAUCCGUGUGCGCGUGUGUGUGGGGAGCCAUGGCGCAGCGAUAAGUGCGCUGCGAUACGAACUCGGCAACCAGAAUUUGAUUCCCGCUCAUGGCUAACACCAGUGGCGAUUAUCUGAACUGGUCGUGGGCGUCCCCUAGGUUGACUCGGCUUCAAAUGGAUACCUGGUGUCAAUGUGUAAACAUUGCCACUUGGGAAGACAAAGGUGGUUGGGCAUGGUGCUGGCCACCCACCCUCUCAUGUGCCGUGCCGGCCUUCAUCGCUGCACGCCAACAGCACUUGCCCCAAAAGUCUAUUCAGGCUAUACCGGGGGGGGGGGGGGUCUUUGUCCUUGUGAUUAUAAAACACAAAUAUUUACCCAAAAAAAUACAUGGCAUGGCCAUGAGAUGGAGAAUCCAUGCAGAACGUUUGCAGGGUGGUGCAUGACGGUCAAACUGCGCUUUGUGAUUCUCAGAGCUGGAACCUUGCCAAAUUAAGUCCAGAACAAAUUUUUAUUUUAUUUAUUUUGUCCGCAAUCAUUUGUGGCCUGGCCGCUACACUGUUGGGAUCAGAAUCUAUUUUCUCAGUGAUGCUGGCUUAAUGCAUUGACCCUCUCGAGCCACCUGGCCACUGCAUCCAACGAUGAAUACAUGGAGAGGGGAAGUUUCCAUUCUGUGCAGGCAGCUACCCAGACAUGCUUGUGAUUGUUUUAUUGUGUAUGUGCAGAGUUGUGCAUGGGUGUGUGUGAACUUCUCCACGUGUGUAUGAGUGUGUGCGUCCAUGCUUGUGUGCGGGUGUGAUGUUGAGCACGCACGCACGUGGGUGCGCGUGCAGUGUGCGGGCGUGCAGUGUGCGCGCGUGCACCGAUGCGUGCGGUCGUCGAGUGGUCAGCGCGCUGCACUAAAAACCCGACGACCGAGUUCGAUUUCCGCUAACGGCCAACACCGUUGACUAUUAUCUGAACCGAACCUGGCCCUUCCCAAGGUUGACUUGGCCUAAAAUAAGUACCCGGUGCGAUGUGUAAACAUCGCCCCGAGGGAGACAAAGGCAGCCGGGCGUGGUGGUGGCCACCGACCCCAUCGUGUGCCGUGCUGGCCGUCAUAGGUGCUCGCUGACAGCACUUGCUCCAACAGUCUGUUAAGGCUAUAAAGGGGAUCUUUGUCUUUGGAGUUACACGUGUGUGUGCGUCGGUGCCAAUGCGUGUGUUUGUUACAUUCCGAACCACUUCCGAACAUUUGACGCGUUUCGAGUCCCCUGUGUUUGGAAAAGGGUAUGUGGUGGUGGUGGGGAUGAGGGUGGCUGUGGAGAUUUUAAUUCCACUUGUAUAUGUAACGCGUAUGCAACGUAGAACAUGUAUAAGCUGUACUCGCGGUUUUGUGUAUAACUCGUAGUCUGGCUGUCGGCUCUGUUAACAGUACGGGAUUUGUGGUGCAAGGGGACCCCCUAAGCAGUGUCAGGGAACAAACCCCAACAACUCUAACCCCAAAUCUAACCCCAACUCUACCUCUACCAUAAAUCUUAGUGUCACCCAAACCAUUCGCUUCAUCUGCAUGAGACUAUGUAAUAUGUUACUCUGAAGGUUUGGGGAAUCUUACUGGGAAUUGCGCUUGUUAUAAUUAUUGACUUAUGAUUGUUGUAAACAUGUUAAGUUUAAUGAUCGCUGGGGUCCUAGGGGGUCUCGUUGUUUGGAUCUAGUGUCGGGUCCCUUGUGCUACAGGAGGGGAUGGGUGAAGUUUCGUUGUGCAUCUGAUCAUCACCGGAGGAAGUUGUUUUUGUAAUUCAUGGACACACAUUGUACAUAUCCAGGGUGAUCCAUUUACAGGUACCCCACUUAGAUUUGGUACACAGCCCUCGUUCUGCAUUGCAGCCAUCGCUACGUUCCUCUAAGGCCACCUUGCUGCACCUUAAAGUGGAACGUUUCACAAUUAUUUUUGCCUAAAAACUGGGCAUGCUAACAUUCUAUGUUUUUGGACAGAGCCAUACUUUUUUUAAUCUUUAUUUUUCAAUAAAAUGUUAAUUCCUC
Messenger RNA from Lethenteron reissneri (Far Eastern brook lamprey), 3844 nucleotides. RefSeq names its product coxsackievirus and adenovirus receptor homolog. The record is from RefSeq and is a predicted model, not a curated record. Gene Ontology annotation, molecular function: cell adhesion molecule binding. Lineage: Eukaryota; Metazoa; Chordata; Hyperoartia; Petromyzontiformes; Petromyzontidae. Gene Ontology annotation, biological process: homotypic cell-cell adhesion. Gene Ontology annotation, cellular component: bicellular tight junction; intercalated disc; basolateral plasma membrane.